Molecule: messenger RNA, 4382 nt
Organism: Impatiens glandulifera
Lineage: Eukaryota; Viridiplantae; Streptophyta; Magnoliopsida; Ericales; Balsaminaceae
Product: histone-lysine N-methyltransferase ASHH2-like
Exons: 19
Coding region: 196-4170 (1324 amino acids)
Biological process (GO): regulation of DNA-templated transcription
Cellular component (GO): nucleus; chromatin
Molecular function (GO): histone H3K36 methyltransferase activity; zinc ion binding; protein binding
Source: RefSeq, a predicted model, not a curated record
AAUAAAAAUGAAUGUUUCUCUUUCUAGAAAAAAUUCUUAAGUUUACACCCUGGAGCAGCAGUAUUGAAGAAUUUUAGAUACAUAGUUUUAUUUGUCUAUGUUCUUGCAUUUUCGGCGCCUUUGAAUUUCUUUCUCGUUUUCUUCACCAGUUUCAGGAAUUAGGCGAUUUCAUGAAAGAACUUUAGAUGCUUUGGUAUGAUUACUGAGAUUGCUCCCUUUGUUCAGUCGUUCACAUAUAUGGAUUCAAAUAGUAUUUUUGAGGAGUUAGCAGUUUCUUUGCAAUCAUGCGAACCAUUUAGCGUAGCUGGGAUUGACUGCACAAUUGAACCUGAUUUUGAGGACACUGGUUUUGUUGCUUCCUUGGAAUCUAUCAAUAUUGUUGAGCAUUCCGUAUUGAGAGGUGAUGAAGAAAAAGACAAUACUCCAGAAAUCCCAUGUUCAGAUCCUAGAAAGAAUGUUGGAAUGAGUAAAGUAAACGAGAAUGCACGACUGAAUGAUAAAGCAAUGAGACGAGAGAGCAAAGCCAUAAAGAAGGAGCCAUUUUUUAAUUCAAUUUUUCUGAAUGUUGCCAGAAGGAGGAGAACCUAUAUAUGCAAACCAGAACGUUCUUCUAAUUGGGGGUCAUUAGACAUUACACAACUCUUUGUUGAUCCUGUUGAUGUACAUGAAAGUAAGCAUACUAAAACUCAAAUAGGGAAACAUGUUGCAGGCAGCAGAAACAAGAAAAAAGAAGGUAAAAGUUCAAAAAGAUCAGAACAAUAUAACAGUGCGUCUACUGGCCCUAUUCGCCUUAAGGUUAGAUUAGGUAAUGAGCCAGACAGAAAUUUCCUAGUUCAAAAUGUAGAGGAUAAUGUUAAAAUAAAUCGUCCCAUUUCGAAAAUGCAUGUUAUGGUCCCUUCAGAUCUGCAUCUGCCAGAAUUGGUUGGUAAAGAUGGAAAGAGAGACGUUAUGCUUCUUCAGGCAGAUAAUUGCAAUACAGAUGAUAGGUUUCCUAGCCCAGAAAUCAUAAACAAUGUUAUUUUAUUUGAGAAUCAACACCAGAAGAGGGAGAAUGGACAGGCUGAUAUAUGUGGUAAUCAUGAUGUGGGGUUUGAAUCAACUGAUUCAAAUGUCCCCAAAGAAUUACUUGUAUAUGCUAAGGGGCGUAAGAACUCCAAAAGUUCAAAAUCUAGAAUAGUUGGUGAAAACUUGCAGGAGGUUACUAAUUCUUUGGAUAAACAAAAAGGCAAAGCUUUUAGACCGAAAGGUAACAAUGGAAAACCAGUUAAUAAGAAGAAACCGAAAGAGGAAGGCGGUCAUAGUCAAGAUGUUUGCAAAAUUGAAAAUGAUCAAGAAACAGUUGACGUUGAAGGGAACAAGUCAGAUAAUCUUCCACAAGUCAAAAGCAGAAUUGGGAAUUCAAUGGAGGUUGAGAGCAAAUCAAACAUGACUUUGCAGUGUCCAUCCCCCAGGAUUGCUUGGGUGUGUUGUGAUGAUUGCUUAAAAUGGAGGCGUAUAGAAUCUACUCUUGCAGACUCCAUUGAAGAAACAGACUGCAGAUGGACUUGCAAGGAGAGUAUGGACAAAGACUAUGCCGACUGCUCAGUACCCCAAGAGAUGUCAAAUGAUGAAAUUAACGAGGAGUUGGAAAUAUCAGAUGUGUCUUGUGGGGAAGAUCCUUCUAAUGGUUAUUAUUCCAAGAAAUCUGAACAUAAACUAUAUACAGCUCCUCAACAAACAGCUUGGGCGCUUAUCAAAUCAAAUAUGUUUCUGCAUCGCACCCGCAAAUCUCAAACAAUUGAUGAGAUAAUGGUUUGCCACUGUAAACCAUCUCGUGAUGGAAAAAGGGGUUGUGGUGAUGGCUGCUUGAAUCGAAUGCUUAACAUUGAAUGUGUACAAGGGACUUGCCCUUGUGAGGAGCUUUGUUCGAAUCAGCUGUUCCAGAAACGGAAUUAUGCCAAAUUAAAUUGGUUUCGUUGUGGGAAGAAAGGCUAUGGGCUCCAGGUGGUUGAGGACAUUCGUGAAGGACAAUUUCUUAUUGAAUAUGUUGGGGAGGUGCUUGAUAUGCAUGCUCAUGAAGCACGGCAAAGAGAAUAUGCUGCCAACGGACAUAAACACUUUUACUUCAUGACCUUGAAUGGCAGUGAGGUUAUAGAUGCAUGUGCUAAAGGGAAUUUGGGCCGUUUCAUAAACCAUAGCUGUGAGCCAAAUUGCCGAACCGAAAAGUGGAUGGUGAAUGGAGAAGUUUGUAUUGGACUUUUUGCUGUUCGUGAUAUUAACAAGGGUGAAGAGGUCACAUUUGAUUAUAAUUAUGUCAGAGUAUUUGGUGCUGCUGCAAAAAAAUGUGUGUGUGGGUCAUCUCUGUGUCGAGGAUAUAUAGGUGGUGAUCGAUCAAAUGACGAAUUGAUUGUUCAAGAUGAUUCAGAUGAGGAAUAUCCUGAACCCCUAAUGGUGUAUAAAGAAGAUGAUAUUGAUGAUGAUUUGAGAAAUUUACUAUCUAUAAACUAUUCCUUUGAUGAUGUUGAAACUCAUGCUAUAAACAUCAAACCAGAAGUGGAUUCUGUCAGGCCCAACAAUCUUCUUGAAGAGAUAGUAAUCUCAGGACCAAGAAAUCUGAAGACAUUGUCGGAAGACAAGGAUGAAUCUUUGGAGGUUGUAGGAAAAGCACAUACUUCAAAUACAUCUGUACAGUUAUCAUCUGAGAAUUCAGUGGAGAAAUUCUCAGAGUCUGCUGAAUUGUCUGAACUUUUGCCUCAGAUAGACAAAUCUCAAACUAUCACAAAAAAUACUCAGCAAGAUUUAUCAGGACAAAGAUUGAGCAAUCAUCCUGUCCAUAUCCAAAAUUCAGACACUUCUUCAUUGACUGUUAAAGGUGAAUCAUUUUCUGAAGCAAGGGAUAUUGUGAAGAAAUGCAAAGCUGAUGUAGCUUUGAAUUUGCAAGCCAAAACAAAAACUUCACGUCCAUGUUCUGCUGUCAAGAAGGAGAAGGUUAAGGCUAGCAGGAAUCUUGACAAACCCCAUAUGGUGGACAACAAGUCUCAUGUUCCACCAUUUAAAACAAACAAAAUGAUGACAAAUUCUUCAAAUAGCCGAUUUGAAGCGGUUGAGGAGAAACUCAAUGAGUUGCUGGACUCAGAAGGGGGAAUAAGCAAAAGAAAUGAUUCCACCAAGGGCUACUUGAAGCUUCUUCUGUUGACUGCUGCUUCUGGUUAUUGUGGCAGUGGUGAAGCCACCAUUCAGAGCAAUCGAGACCUGUCCAUGAUACUUGAUGCCCUGCUGAAAACAAAGUCGCGAAUGGUUUUGGUUGAUAUUAUUAAUAAGAAUGGUCUGCAGAUGCUUCACAACAUAAUGAAAAAGUACAGAAGGGAAUUCAACAAGACACCAAUUCUCCGGAAGCUUCUAAAGGUUUUGGAAUAUCUUGCCAUAAGGGAGAUACUUGGUUUGGAACAAAUUAAUGGAGGUCCACCUUGUCCUGGAGUAGAGAGCUUUAGGGUGUCAAUGUUGUCAUUGACAGAGCAUGCUGACAAGCAGGUCCAUCAGAUUGCACGAAACUUUCGAGAUAAGUGGAUCCAGAAGUCUAUCAGGAAAAUCAGUUCCAUGAACAACCAUCAUCGGGGUAGCAACAACUGCAACAAAUAUCUGCGUAGGUCUGGAUGGGACGUGAGAACUCCUCCUGAAGUGCCACCAGAUAAUAAUAACAAGAAGAAGGUCCCCACAGUACCUUCUUCUUCUUCUACAGUUGGUGUAUCUUGUAGCAGUAGCACUUGUCCUCCUCCAAGUGGGACCACAAGAAUUCGCAAGCGUAAAAGUCGAUGGGACGAGCGAGGUGAUAUUGAAGAUCCUUCUCCUCAAACUCCACAAAAUCCAUCUGCCGCAGUCAAUAUGGAUCUUGAUACUCUUCAUCCCGGCUUCUCUUCUCCUUUUGUCAGGGCAUACCCGAAAGGAAAAUUCAAUUCUCGUAUUCCUGUCUCUUAUGGGAUUCCUUUACCCAUUGUACAACAGUUUGGCUACCAUCAAACCCAAACUGAAAGACCCAGUAGUUGGAUUAUUGCUCCGGGCAUUCCUUUCCAUUCUUUCCCACCUUUACCGCCCCUUUGUCCAUCGAACAUGAGAGAUCAUCAUCCUCUCUGCACAAUUUCUCAGCCUCAUCAACAACCUCCAAUAGCAUUAAAAACUCAGGGGAACUCUUAAUUAGUGAGAACUUAAGGGAAUGGGUGAAAGAAACUUGACAAGGGAGGGAGUUAACUCCCAACCAAUAUAAGAACCAAUAUGAAAGCAUUUGAAAUACCUUUUUCUUAUUUUCUUUUUCUGAAAAAUUAUAAGAUUACCUAUUGGAUUAUUGAAUGUAUAUUUGACAUGUUUUUAUUUGUUUGCUUCUCCCUAUAUGUACUAUAUGUACAUUU